CCAAGCAAGAAACACUCAGAAAAUAUGGCUCAAGAACCCACCUCUGCUCACCUCUUUGUCGAUGAAUUCUACUUCUCAGCCCUCCUGGAUCAGCUUGAAGAUACUGAAGAUUUCGUAGUUUCAGACGCCAAGUAUGCGGAAGAGCUGCAAAUUAGUUCAGAUUUUUCAUAGAAAGCAGAAAAUUUAGGAAUGGAGAGGAAGAGAAAGGAGGUUGAUAGAGGGAAAAGUAAGUCCCAUUUGGCUUCCUCUAGUGGGAGUAUCCACUCUCAGGCACCAAAGGCACCUAUGAAGAUGGAACAAGAUGGAUCAUCCACAACUAAAGCAAAAGCGGCAUUACAUUAUCAUAAUAUUGAUGAGAUCAUGAAAAAGGCGAGAUUUGGUGAAGCACUGAAGAUCGAAAAAGAUGGAUCAUCGAGGAGUAAAGCAAAAGCAGAAUCAUAUACACUUAACCAGAUCAUCUCAAAGGCACUAACUAAGAAGAUGGAAAAAGAUGGAUCAUCAAGUAAAGAAAGAGGAGGAUCACAUUCUUUGAUGGAGAUGAUAGAAAAGGCUAAAGCAACGAGAGCAUCCGUGAAGAUGCAAAAAGACCGAUCAUCAACAAGUAAAGCAAGAGCAUCAUCGCAUUCUCUAGAGAUCAAGGACAAGGCUAAACUUGGUGAAGCAAGAAAAGCAGCAGUGAAGAUGGAAAAAGACGGAUCAUCGGCAAGUAAAGCAAGAGCAGCAUCACAAUCUUUGUUUGAGUUGAUGGGAAAGCCUAAACUUGGUGAACCAUCAAAAAUCUUGUGUCUAAACAAGGGCACGAGUAGUAUGUUUAGAUGCCCGGCUUAUAAAUGUAAACCUAUUCUAGAACUUAGCCCUGGAAUUGUCCCCGGACCUGUAUUCCAAAGAUGGAAUGCAGCAAAGUAUGAAGCACUCCAUAUUGAAUCCAAAAAAAACCAGAGUCCUUUUGAGGACUGCAACAAGGGAGGAGUCAGCAGAGAGAGUGAGUAUCCAUGGAAUUCCCAUAAGGAUCAGCUCCGGGUAGUGGGAGAAUCUGGUAAAAAAGUGGGGGAAGCAUCACAGGGAAGGUUUAGGUUUUAUGGGAUGUGUGAAAUCUGCUGUGAAAGGAAGGAAAGUACUGGGAUGUUCAGAAAUGAGGGCUGCAGGCACUCGGUCUGCACUGACUGCAUAAGCAAACACGUAGAAGUUAAGAUUGAAAGCAACUCCGGCAUGAUUCUAUGCCCGGGUAUGGACUGCAGAGGUGUGCUAGAUCCGGAGCGCUGCAAGGGAUUCUUGCCCAAAACGGUGGUGGAGAGGUGGGAAAGGGCAAUAAUCGAGACACUGGUUCUUGAUUCGGAGAAAUUCUACUGCCCUUUCAAGGACUGCUCAGCCAUGUUGCUGAAUGACAGUGCAGAAGCAGUGAUGAUGAUGAGAGAGUCUGAGUGUCCUCAUUGCCGGAGACUCUUCUGCGUACAGUGUCGUGUUCCAUGGCAUUCGGGGAUGGAAUGCAGAGAAGUCCAGAGGCUAAAUGCAGAUGAAAGAGGAAGGGAAGAUAUGCUGCUGAAGAAGCUAGCCGAGGAAAAGAAAUGGAAGAGAUGCCCCCAAUGCAAAUUCUACGUAGAAAAAAUUGAAGGCUGUGUGCACUUGACCUGCAGAUGUGGAUUCGAAUUCUGCUAUCGAUGUGGAGGAAAAUGGUCAGUGAACCAUGGCACAUGUCAACUCUGGCGAUAGAACUUCAAGGAUCUUCUACAACUUUUGCAUCCUUCUUUUUACUCAAUUUGAAUUUCAGUUGGUAGGUUUUGCAUUUUGGUGGGAUAAUUUGUUGACAGAGUAUUUAAUUCAAAAUGGGACUACUAUCAUCUAUCAAAGUAGUGAUUGAGUUGAACUUUGAAGGUGUGAUAUCUACUCCAAUGAUAGAAGAAAAUUUUGGUUA
Molecule: messenger RNA, 1912 nt
Organism: Vitis riparia (riverbank grape)
Lineage: Eukaryota; Viridiplantae; Streptophyta; Magnoliopsida; Vitales; Vitaceae
Exons: 7
Coding region: 190-1710 (506 amino acids)
Biological process (GO): ubiquitin-dependent protein catabolic process; positive regulation of proteasomal ubiquitin-dependent protein catabolic process; protein polyubiquitination
Cellular component (GO): ubiquitin ligase complex; cytoplasm
Molecular function (GO): ubiquitin protein ligase activity; ubiquitin conjugating enzyme binding; zinc ion binding
Source: RefSeq, a predicted model, not a curated record